CAUUCACGUUCUGUCGGUUCAGUCACGCAUCCACGUCAACGGCAACACAAUGCUAGAUGAACGGACCAAUACGGGCAUUUUGGGACGCUCUAGGAUCAACCAAUCGAGAACGUUCAACUCGGCCAUUUGCAACAGCUUCCUUGUCGUUGUCAUUGUUUCGAACCUAGCUGGUUUGACCACUGCUGCCUUGAACAAAGUUCUCCCAAACCCACCUCCAGAUUCCAUUGUACCUCGAGCCCCUCUACGCCGUGGCUAUUUAAUACGCGUGGGACAGAGCCUGAAUUUGACUUGCCCUUACGAUGUUCCUUUCUAUUCGUGGAUCCAUUCAGAUCAACCGACCAUUGUUCUGUCGGAAAAACAAUGGUUUUAUAUUCGUGCAGCCACGUUAGAGAACUCUGGUCUUUAUGUUUGUCAGGCGGUGGACGGAUAUGGGCGCAAUUCUGCCGAGAUUGCCGUCCGCGUGUUAGACCCAUCUUCGUACGUCGCCCAACGCGAGUGUGUGUUGGGACCCAAUGGCGUUGUAAACCCUAAUGGACCAUGCUUUUUGACAAGCUAUUCAGACCGGGAUCUUAAUCCGUCUCGAGAAUGGGGUGAUAGUGUUGUGCUUGAUUGUGAUACGGUGACAACAAAUGUGGCCCCUGGCCCAGUACAAUAUCGAUGGGACGUAACCUACUCACGCCCGCUGAGUGGAUCAAGUGCAUCAUCUGAGAAGAACCAACGGCGCUUGCUCAUCAGAGCUUCUGCCCCAUCAUCAUUAUCAUCUUCAUCUUCGUCCGCAUCGUCCAGCUCCGCGGUCUCCAUUUUCGAUGCCAUCCCUCCCUCUGUUUCUACUCGACUGCUGGAUCUGAGCCAAUUUAACGAACCCAAGCUACGACUAAAUGAUUUAAACCUACGACACAAUGGAGAAUACAGGUGCAUUGUCUCUACAAGUGAUCGACACGUGCCAGCCACCUCGUUUGGUAGUAUGGCGCGGUCAGACAGCAUUUCUCGGACGUUUCGACUCACGGUGAAGCCUCGUUCAGAUGGCCCGAUUAUUCUUGGAUCUCGAAACACUAGUGAAACAGUGGUUGCUGGUCAAGAUGCGGUUUUCACCUGUGAAGUUAAUCCCGAAGAGCAUCGUUCAAGCACGAUUCGAUGGGGCAAGAGCAUUGAUGCGUCUCAGCGCUCACACUACGAAGGGAGAGGUCGUGAAGUUAUUCAAUGGGCUGGAGGCACCUUCGUAGUGUUACCUAGCGUUCCCAACAGCGCUGUAGAUGGAGUCGUUGCACCAGCAACUCACAGGUUUUCUGGGCACAAACUGGUCAGUCGAACCAUUCACCCACUGAUUCCAACCUCUGGUGCCGUGGCAACUGAGGCCUCCAGCAACCAGUUGAGUCGGCUGUUGAUUCGCCAAGCAAAACCCUCUGAUGCUGGACGAUACGUCUGUUCCGUCCUCACGGAGGCAGGCCGAGAUGACCACAAAUUUGUUCACAUAUCUGUAACAGGGGAUGGAGUGGGCGACGCGGGUGAAUUGGUUGGCAGCAGCAUGCGUCGACUAACCGUGUAUAUCGCUGUGCCUAUUGUAGUAUUCUUCGUAUGCGUAUGUGUAGUGUCCUACUGUCUGGUCAGCAGAAGAACCUCGCGCGCCAGCCGUGCUGCCCAUCUUCGACAGCGAAACUACUAUGGACCGGUACAACAAACCCAGAUGAAAUCUCCUUCAGCAGCGAGCAGUAGCUCUGUAGGUAUGUGUCGCAAUGGAAUCAAUUCCACUGCAACACCUUGGAGUGCGCCGGGUGACCCUCGAAUUCGUCCGUCACCACCAGGCACUGGAGCUGGUACGGCUACUUUGGGAUAUUCAUCUACCAACGGUUCCCACUCUUUUUCCAGCAGUGGUCAAGCCCUAAUACCAAAUCAGAACUUUCAGCCUGCGGCACCAGGCUCUGUGGCGAUCGUACCCGGCUCUUACCCCAUUUUGUUACAAUCAGUGGGAUCACAACCCGGCGGGCAGUUCUAUGCGAUGCAAGAUCCGAGUACCAUGGCUGGUUACACCCAGCCAAUGUAUCCUGCCAGUACUGCCGGGGGCAAUGAGUAUAUGCUUACUAGCAAUGCUAUGAACAUAUACCCUCCAGGCAUGGUAUAUCCCAUGGCUAAUGGUCAUGGUCCUAAUUUUAGUGGCUCGAUGGCAGCCCCGAAUUCCAUCACCAACUCAUCCUCUGCCGAAUCCUCUGCAAUCACUGGUCCCGGUUCACCCUUGUCCAACGAAGCGGUAGAUGGUCGUCUGCUAUUUCAGCCUGGUCACUCAGGACAGCAAUCUUAUCCCGGUUAUCAGUCGAGUGUAGGAGCUACCACCUGUGCAAGUUUCAGCUAUCCUGUCCCGACACCACAGUCACAUCUUUCCUCGACUACUGGUGAGUUAGAUUUGGGCCAGAGUAACACGCCGCUGCUGAACUAUCACCCUCAAACAGACAGUUCACACGGUACAAACAUGAGGGCCUAACCGGCAUUUGUUUGUCGCUUCGCCUAUCACUCUCUCUUUCUCUCACAAGCACUUAUUCGCUUGAUUUCUUUUAACACACACAAGUGCUCCGGGAUACAGGGUAUGUCAUCAUUCUGUACAUACGUUCGCUGUGGAACAUAUAAUUUACAUAAAACCUGUGAAUCUCAAACGAGGAGUCGAAUUAACACCCUUCCCAUUUGAAUACCUUAGUCACAUCUGUCAAUCCAACUGAUAUCAUUUUGAAUACUGCUCAAACUUCAGCUCUAGUCGAUGGUGUGAUGUCUGCACUUGACACGACACAUAAUCCCGUUCUUAAGGUUCAUUUUCUCUUUUUCCGCCAACCUUUUUAAAGCGCAGUUUUUUUAAAAUAGAACGUAAAGUUGUAAACCCAAACAUCCUACUCGAACGCAGCAUUUCCCAUUUGACCCAAUUUACGCCAUUAUCCGAAUCUCGGUUUCCCAUCCAGCAUUCUAAACUGACUGUCGGCUGUUGCCUGUUUAUCUACUCGAAAAAAUGAGUGAUCUAUCACAUGACCUCUGCCGGGAUGAGUGACCUUAACUUAAUUGGCUUAUUUUUGCUUCCCGGGCAGAACUGCCCUCUUUCUGGUGUUGUCACAUCUCUUGUUCGGUCUGAUACAACAGCACGACUACACCAUCCUCACCUCCUUAUCGAAUCCGAUUGUUUUUUCUCUAAACAACGGCAGCGUCGCGAAUCUAGCUGUUUUCUGGCCAUUAUUUUUCUCAACCAAAUGUGACCUGAAUGCAUAUUCUUCUUGUUUUGCGCGUUGUAGAACUGAUGCACUGCAAUGCUGGCUCGAACAGGGUAUCUAUUGUAAAUAGGCAAACAAUUUCCCACUUUGUCGAUCACGAAAAACACACUUAUGCAAUUAUUUACGGCACUGUUUUUUUUGAAUGCAAAUACUGAAUACAACUCUAGCUUUGAUCCCG
Molecule: messenger RNA, 3423 nt
Organism: Opisthorchis viverrini
Lineage: Eukaryota; Metazoa; Platyhelminthes; Trematoda; Opisthorchiida; Opisthorchiidae
Exons: 7
Coding region: 50-2476 (808 amino acids)
Biological process (GO): homophilic cell-cell adhesion; dendrite self-avoidance; axon guidance
Cellular component (GO): axon; plasma membrane
Molecular function (GO): cell-cell adhesion mediator activity
Source: RefSeq, a predicted model, not a curated record